Molecule: messenger RNA, 2217 nt
Organism: Aaosphaeria arxii CBS 175.79
Lineage: Eukaryota; Fungi; Ascomycota; Dothideomycetes; Pleosporales
Product: cytochrome P450
Exons: 1
Coding region: 1-2217 (738 amino acids)
Molecular function (GO): oxidoreductase activity, acting on paired donors, with incorporation or reduction of molecular oxygen; heme binding; 2 iron, 2 sulfur cluster binding
Source: RefSeq, a predicted model, not a curated record
AUGGCUUGCCCAUUUGCAAAACCCAAUCGCCUCUUUGAAGAUCUAGCCACGACGCGGCAGCAGUCAACUCUGCCAUUCAGCAAGGAACUCGGUGGCUAUGUCGUAUCGCGAUAUGACGACAUAGUCUCGGUUCUCGACCAACCGAAUAUAUUCAGCUCGAGACCUACAGUGCCAGAAUUUCCUCCUCCUGUCAAAGGGAUUUUUGCCAAUAAAGUCCCCGAAAAAGGGACAUUGCUUGCACACGAUAACCCUGACCACGAUCGAUUAAGGAAAAGCGUGGCAUCGUUCUUUGUGCCACGGAGACUCAGACGUUUCGAGCCGCUGCUGAGAGCCACUGCACACGACUUGAUCGACCAGUUUAGUUCCAAGGGGGAGGUCGAGAUCAAGGAAGCAUUUGCUUUACCUUUGCCGCUGCGAACAAUUGUGCAUGUUGCUGGACUUGAUCCAGAGCGGUGGCAGUGGAUUGGACAGAGCCUUGCUUUGUUUGGCGGAAUCACGAGAGUCGAUGCUACCGUCAGCAUUGAAGAAAAGGUUCGAGACGUGCUCGAUCUCCAUGAAUAUAUUGCACAGGUGAUCGAAGAGCGACGCAACGAUAGACGGGAUGACUUGAUCAGCCACAUCUGGAACGAGCGCGACGCGGGCAAUGUUGAAAUGACAGACUUCGAGCAUCUGAGUAUGAUCCCAGGGUUGCUCCUUGCAGGUCACGAGACAACAACCAAUGUCUUGAGCAUGGGCAUUGCACAUCUGCUGCAUCUGGGGUUGUUUGACGAGGUGACAAAAGACGAAAUCUCCCGAGCUGCUGCGAUUGAGGAGCUUCUGCGCUAUGAAUCAGCAAUCACGGGUAUGCCGCGAAAGGUACUUGAAGCUACGAGCAUAAGCGGCACAACGCUAGUGCCUGGUGACCAGUUGUUUGUCGCCUACAAUUCAGGCAGCAGAGACGACACUAAGUUCCCCGAUCCGAAUCGCAUUGACACCAAACGAGGUCGAAAAGUACAGCAUCUAGGCUUUGGGCGCGGUGUUCAUGCCUGUCUUGGAGCUCCCCUUGCGCGGCUUCUCUUGAAUGUAGAACUGGCCGUACUCAAAGAGAGGCUACCGAACCUCAAAUUGAAGACGCCGUAUCACGAGAUUCAGUACCAUCGCGUACACGAAGGUCGAGGUGUGGCUGGAGUCACAUUAGAAUGGGACAGCACCAGGGCCACGAAGGCUUCGUCAGACGGAAGCUCCCGAAGUGUAACUCGGCCUAGGGUACCCGCCCAGCCACAGGAUAUGGAUUUGAUAGUCGAAGAAGCAAAUCUUGUUGCAGACGAUGUCCUACAGUUCAAGCUGCGCUCGCAAGAUGGAAACCAUCUUCCAGAGUGGGCACCCGGAGCGCAUAUAGACGUCAAGGCGGGUCCAUUCGGCUAUCGACAGUACUCAAUCUGUUCAGACCCAGACGAUCGCAAAUGCCUCUCGUUUGCUGUUCUUAAGGAAACAAGCGGACUCGGUGGCUCCAAAUACCUCCAUAGUAAAGUGCGGCCGGGGAGUAUGCUAAGCAUACGAGCACCUAGAAACAACUUUUCAUACGAACCCAGCAGGAAAAAGACGAUCUUCAUUGCAGGAGGUAUUGGUAUAACCCCCAUACUUCCAAUGGCUACAGAUGCACGACGAAGCGGUAUGUCGUAUGCGAUUGUCUACCUCGGGCGCUCGCGACGUAAUAUGGCGUUCUUGGGCAGACUCGAGAAAGAGCAUGGCAAUCAUCUGACCGUAUGGGCAAAGGAUGAUAAUGAUGGCCACCGCUAUGAUCUCAACGUUCUCUUCGCUGACGAGCACAUCGACGACCUUCGCGUGUACUGCUGCGGUCCAGAGCCACUCUUGACCGGACUGCAAGACAUAUUAUCAGAUGCUCCGCCUGGUGCUCUACGGAUCGAGCACUUUUCGAACCCUACGGCGUCUCUGAAUGCAACGAACACCGCAUUCGAGGUUGUUUUGGCGCGUAGCAAUCGUACUUUCCAGAUACCCGAAUCUCGCUCGCUUCUAGAAGUCAUUAACGAAGCAGGGGCAGGCAUUCUUUCGACGUGCAACAAGGGCUUGUGCGGCACGUGCGAAGUGUCAGUUAUCGAUGGUGUGCCGGAUCACCGUGAUAUGGUGCUCACCGCUGAGGAGAAGAUGGACGGGAAGCUGAUCAUGCCUUGUGUCUCACGCUGUCGUGGUACGAAGUUGACGUUGGAUCUAUGGUAG